Messenger RNA from Gadus morhua (Atlantic cod), 3011 nucleotides. It is a transcript of the gene apof, whose product is annotated as apolipoprotein F. The transcript has 2 exons. Gene Ontology annotation, biological process: cholesterol metabolic process. Bases 16 to 1725 code for a protein of 569 amino acids. The record is from RefSeq and is a predicted model, not a curated record. NCBI's taxonomy places the organism in Eukaryota, Metazoa, Chordata, Actinopteri, Gadiformes, Gadidae.
GAGGAGGAUGAGGGAAUGCCAGUGCAAACAAACAAAAACGCUUUAGAAAACACGGACCUUGCCCACGUGAAUCAAUAUUCUAGCCCCGCUCCUCCUAUUGAGCAACGGGGCCGACAGGGGGAUGAGGAGGACGAGCAUGGAGGCAGACAGGGAGAGACGGGGGGCUGUCCCUCUGCAGAGGGGGACAGUCUCAUUCGGAGCUCAAACCACCAAGAUCCUAAAGUGGGGAUUCAGGGAAAGGAAAUAAAUGACAGGAAUACUCUGCAGGCUGCAAGAAAGUCGGAAUUCCAGAAGACUUUUGAAGUUCCACAGAAGUGCGGUUUUAAGCGCCCAGCCGCGUGUUGUUGGACCAGGAGUCUCCCAGCCAGCAUGAUGUGCUCCCAGAUGAGGUGGCUGCUGGUGAUCCAGCUGCUGCUGACCGAGCAGGCCCUGUGUAGGUCCACCUCUCCUCUGGCCCACAGGAGCGCUCCACUCCCCAGCUCCAACCUCCAGGACGGCGACGGGUCAACGAGACCGGCCAGACAGAGCGUGCUGGGCUCCAGGCCCCAUGGCGGGUUCAAGCACUUCCCGGUUCACGAGGGCCAACGGAUCCACUCGGCCAAGCGCAUGAUCUCGCUCCUCAGGGAAAAGCUUGUGGGUCGGAUCCACAACCACAUCCAGAGUCAGGAGAACGUGAGCUGUGAGGAGCUACUGUCUGCCAGCACCAUGGAGGACCCCCGGUCCCCCCUGUUCCCCCAGGAGCUCCUGGGCCUGUCCCUGGUGCCCGUGCUGGCGGUGGCGGACUGCCACCAGGAGGCGGUGGCCCUGAUGCUGCAGCUCUACGACCUGCUGGGGGUGGCAGACACGGAGGAGCUGCUGGUGGAGGUGGAGGCCCUGAUAGAGAGGCGGAUCAGCCGCGCCGUAGCCUCCACGGCGGCGGCGGCGGCGGCCACCUCCCCGCCCCCGCCGGCAGAGACCCAGCGGGUGGACGAAAUGCAAAUGGAGGCCGUGAUGUUCAACAUCCAGCAGCUGGCAAGGGAGAGUAAGACCCUCCAGGGGACCUCCGGGAGGGAGAAGCACUGGGAGGUGUGUGAGGGCUGGGCCCAGGUCAACGGGACCUUGCUGCUGGGGAAGGCGGUGGAGGGACCGUCGGAGGGGCUGGAGGAGGCGCUGAGGGCCUGCGAGAGCCUGGGACUCCAGUGUGCGGGGAUAGCCCACGGCGGCGGCGGCGGCGGCCUCCUCAAGGCGGGCCGGAGCAAGUACAGCGCGGUGCUGAAGAAGGGGAGCCGCGUGGUGCCGGCGGCCGACUCCUCCGACUGCUGGCUCCGCCUGUGCCGAGCGGAGAAGGAGCCGUGGUCCCCGGCGGCCGGCCGCCGCUGGAGGCGCGGCGCCGACGCCGACGACCACUGCAGCGACAGGAAGGAGCAGAACAUCUACAGCGUGGUGGAGUGGAUCCCCGCCGUCAGCACGCUGUACAGCCUGGGCACCGCCAUGUACUACGCCUCGCUCAACUGCACGGAGACGGCGCGCGAGAGGGCCCUCCUGAGCGCCGUGGACCUGGGCACGGACGCUCUGAUGGCGGUCACGGGGGGCACGGCGGGCGUGGCCGGCUACGCCCUGGGGGUGGGCGUGAAGACGGGCGUGAAGGCCAGCCUCAAGUACCUCCUGGGCUCCAUGAAGGACGAGGACCUGCUGGUGAACCAGUACACCUGGGAGGAGGAGGUCCUCCGCAUGCAGGAGGACUGAGAGCCUCUCUAGGGCCUCUCUAGGGCCUCUCUAGAGCCUCUCUAGAGCCUCGUUUGAGCCUUGUUAGAGCCUCUCUAGGGCCUCUCUAGAGCCUCUCUAGAGCCUUGUUAGAGCCUCUCUAGAGCCUCUUUAGAGCCUCUCUAGAGCCUCUCUAGAGCCUCGUUUGAGCCUCUCUAGAGCCUCUCUAGGGCCUCUCUAGAGCCUCGUUAGAGCCUCUCUAGGGCCUCUCUAGGGCCUCUCUAGAGCCUUGUUAGAGCCUCUCUAGGGCCUCUCUAGGGCCUCUCUAGAGCCUCGUUAGAGCCUCUUUAGAGCCUCCUUAAACCCUCUCCAGAGCCUCUCUCGCGCCUCUGUAGUACUCGAGAGAAGCUCUAGAGAGCCUCUUUAAAGCCCCUUUAGAGCCUUUCUAGAACCUCUUAAGAGCCUCUUUAAACCCUUUCUAGAGCCUCUUUAGAGCCUCUCUAGAGCCUCUUUAGAGCCUCUUAAGAGCCUCUCUAAACCCUCUCCAGAGCCUCUUUCGAGCCUCUUUAGAGCCUCUCUAGAGCCUCUUUAGAGCCUCUUAAGAGCCUCUUUAAACCCUCUCCAGAGCCUCUCUAGAGCCUCUUUAAACCCUCUCCAGAGCCUCUCUAGAGCCUUGUUAAAACCUAUUUAGAGCCUCUCUAGGGCCUCUUUAGAGACUUGUUAAAACCUCUUUAGAGCCUCUCUAGAGCCUUGUUAGAGCCUCUCUAGAACCUCUUUAGAGCCUCUUUAAACCCUCUCUAGAGCCUCGCUGAAGCCUCUGUAGAGUCUCUAUGCUCUAGAGAGGCUCUAGAGAGCGUCUCUGAACCCUCUCUAGAGCCUCUCUAGAGCCUCUUGGCCCCAUCUCACGCACAAAAGAUGCUUCUGUUAGUCGUAGUCAGGUGACCUCACAAAGUAAAACAUUAUUUUAUUACAUCCAAUACAAUGUGUGUAAUUACCACCGUAUCACCUGUCUGCUUUAGUUUUAACUAAUCGAGUUGAAGUCGAUAUAUUUUCAGUUGAGCAUUAUUUUGUAUGAGAUGUGUGUAAGAUAAUGAUUAACCAAAUAACUAGUAACAUUGCAGAAAAACUUAAAAUCGUAAACAUAAAAAGUCCCAUAAAGUUUGAAAGCAGUGUAAAGGAGAGCGCCUCUAGACCCCGACGUCCCACCUUGUUUUCCUUCUGCCGUUAUUAUCAGGUCAAAGGCAUUUGUCCCGCUGGUUUAUGUUCAGGGUAUUUUGUGGCACAAUUUGUAAUUUUUGUAUGUCAAUAAAAAGAAUACACGAAUUGAA